Messenger RNA from Umbelopsis ramanniana AG, 2315 nucleotides. RefSeq lists its product as uncharacterized. The record is from RefSeq and is a predicted model, not a curated record. The coding region runs from base 205 to 2076 and encodes 623 amino acids. The transcript is spliced from 2 exons. Lineage: Eukaryota; Fungi; Mucoromycota; Umbelopsidomycetes; Umbelopsidales; Umbelopsidaceae.
UCCAUUACGACAUACUAUACAAUUUUCCAAUGUUCAUGACACGCGACGAGUCACGAUGAAUUUAUUAUUGCUAACUCUACAAAGCUCUUGAUUAUGUAACCACUAGGAUUCAGGGUCAAUCAUCUCCUAGUUACUACAUAUAGCAGCAGCACAAACAAUGGCCGGCAUAUUCAAAAGUCCAUAUCAAACGCACUUUGGAACGUUAUGGCCUUCCCCUUUGUCGUUCUUGAUUGGCGAUCUAUUUCAAAGCCACCCCCAAAAAUGCAAUGCGGGUUCUCAUACACUAUUCCCUAUGCAGAAUGUUAUUCCUGCGGCUCCCCUCAUCCGUAUAUAAAUCGUACUAACCGCCUCCAUGAACAGAUGCUUCGUAUAGCAGCAAUGAAACUUUUAUUUUCUGCUGUCUUCACUUCUUUUACCUGCUUAGCCGCAGCAUAUCCUAUUAUUGCCAGAGAUGAUACCACUCCCAGAGUCACUAGCAAGUUGGGAACAUUCGUAGGAAAGCAUCUACCUGACUUCAAUCAAGACGUUUUCUUGGGGAUGCCAUACGCACAACCUCCAGUCGGCCAGCUGCGAUUCAAGAACCCACAGCCGUAUAAUCAAUCGUGGGAAGGUGACCGAAUUGCUACGGAUUAUGGAUACUCCUGCUACGAAUGGAGUAAGUCAUCACAGUCCCACGGAGUCAGCUACAGCGAAGACUGUCUCACAAUUAACGUCAUUCGGCCAAGUGGCUAUACCAAUGAAUCUCUACCUGUUGGAUUAUGGAUAUAUGGUGGUUCAUUCCAGUUGGGUUCCUCCGCCUUAGAUACAUAUAACCUCUCAUACCCUGUUCAGCAAUCCGUCAACGUUCAGACACCCAUAAUCGCCAUAUCCGUGAACUAUCGAAUAGGGCCAUUGGGAUUCUUAGCGUCUUCUGAAAUACAGCAAUCUGGAAAUCUGAACGUUGGACUAAAGGAUCUUGUCCUCGCUUUACAAUGGAUACAGGACAAUAUUGGUGCCUUUGGUGGGGAUCCAACUAAAGUUUCACUUUGGGGUCAGUCAGCUGGAGCUGAGGCUGUUGCGAACCUUCUGACCGCUUACGGUGGAACCCUGAAUGGCCUAUUCCGAGGUGCUAUCAUGGAAUCUGGCUCUAGUGUUCGACUUCCUCAUAAUUAUCUCCCUAUCGACACCUGGCAGUCACAAUUCAGUGAUUUCUUAUCAUAUACUGGCUGUACUGGUGAUGGUGAACCGUUGGAGUGCAUUCGAUCGCUGGAUAUAAGCAAGAUUAAGAAUUUUUUCAACAUUUCUAGUCACUUGACAGCGCACGAGUAUUAUCCAGUGAUCGAUGGGGAUUUCAUUCAAGACUGGCCAAAGAAUUUGUUAGCUGAUGGAAAAUUUGUCAAGGUUCCCAUCCUUACUGGCGCCAAUAUGGAUGAAGGUGCCAGCUUUGGACCGGGUAAAAUCGAUACUACUGAUGAAUUGCGGAAUUGGCUGAAAACUUCAUAUCCAGCCCUUGAGGAGACUACCAUCGACCAACUCCUAGAGUUUUAUCCUGACGACCCGACACUUGGAAGUCCCUUUGGAACUGGUGAUAUGUAUAGCAGUUCUCGCUACGGCCUUCAGUACAAGCGUGGAAAUGCGUUAGCAGGAGAUUUGGCUAUGGCGGGACCAAGAAGAUUGACAUGCGAAACCUGGGCGCAAGCUGGUCUAGAUGUGUACUCAUACAACUGGAAUCAAAGUGACUAUAAAAAUCCUCCUGAAGACGGCGCUGAUCAUGCUCAAGAAGUGGUGUAUGUCUUUGAUAAUCCCUCGGACAGUUUUCCAAACAGUGGAAUAUCACCUACUAUCGGACCUGAUCCUAACGGCACAAAAAAGUUGCUUGCUGAUCAAAUUUCAGGUUUCUUAAUGUCAUUUAUUGCCACAGGUGACCCUAACAACGCAAUACUCAACCAAAAUGUACCUGCCUGGCCAAAAUACAAUCUUACACAGCCCACAAACUAUUAUUUCCAUGAAGGCGACACAAACAUCGAGGCAGAUGAUUGGAGAAAGGACGCUAUUCAUUACCUUAACUAUGAAGUUGGACACCAAUUUUAUAACUAGUAGCUUGUAUCCAAACCUUCCUAUUAGUACAAGUAUAGGCUCACAUAACGAGCUUUAAGCUUGAGCUAAUAUUAUUGUUCGUAAUAUUGUAAAUUUUCUAACACACAACCACUCAGACUUUUAUCUCUUUGAAUAAUUUGCUUCUAAACGAUAAAAGAUUUCUUUUGAAAGCCGUGACAUCGUCUCGAGGCAAGAUUUAAAAUCACCUAUAUGUAUCAAUCAUUCAUAUAGCCAUUGUG